Molecule: messenger RNA, 1390 nt
Organism: Priapulus caudatus
Lineage: Eukaryota; Metazoa; Priapulida; Priapulimorpha; Priapulimorphida; Priapulidae
Product: carbohydrate sulfotransferase 13-like
Exons: 4
Coding region: 264-1319 (351 amino acids)
Biological process (GO): carbohydrate biosynthetic process
Cellular component (GO): membrane
Molecular function (GO): sulfotransferase activity
Source: RefSeq, a predicted model, not a curated record
CCGUUCAUUACCCUUGGCCGGUUGGUGGUUGAGCUAUUAUGGCGAAAUACGUAGUACCAAGAGUACAUAAUAGCGACUCUAUGUGCGAAUCCUAACACUAACCCUAACUACCCUGUGUGUUCGCAUGCGUGUUGAUCCGCCUGGACUAUGAAAUCAAGUUGUCCGCACGCACACACACGCACGCACGCACGCACACGCAGACACAGGUAUAUGUGCGUGUAUACGAUGGUUACAGAGUAGAGCGUGAGGCAUACCUGUGAAGGAUGAUGAAGAUGGUGCACCGACCAAGUCGCGGAGUCACGUUACGCGUCCUGUUUCUCAUCGCAUGUUUUGCUUUGGCGAUGACAAUUUACCGGAUGCAUUCAGAUCCGCAGACUCAGUCUCUGUCACCGUGUAGACUCCCUACGUGGCGGGACACACGGACGACAACGACGACGCCGACCAACGCGACCCGCGUAACCAUGACGACGGUCGCUCGCACCAACGCCGCCAGACGGCACUUGCUACGGCAGCGAUGCCAACUCUACGGCGAAGCGAACGCGACCAGCGCCUCUAGCGGCAAGUGGAAAUCUCGUCUGCUAGUCGUAGACAAGUAUAAGCUAGUCUACUGCUCCGUACCGAAGGCCGGAAACACGAACUGGAAGCGGGUGCUGCUCUCGCUGCUGCUGCCAUCUGGUGGCCGCCCCCCGGAGACGGUCAGUUUCCACGAGGCGCACCAUUCUCCGUCGCUGCUCCGGCCACUGUCCAGUUACCCGUCCGACGACCAGCAAAGCAUCAUGCGCACCUACUACAAGUUCGUGUUCGCGCGCGACCCGCUCUCUCGUCUGCUCUCAGCCUUCCGCAACAAAGUCUUGGGCGUCGGCGGCGUCGACGACAACCACCGGAAGUUACUCGUGCCGCUGCUGAUGCGCGGACGCGGCGACGUCGGCGACGCGUGGACGGAGUUUCGCCGGAAGCCGCCGACGCUAGCAGAGUUCGUCGAUUACGUCAUACAGUGUCACGAGCGACGCGGAACGCUCAACGUUCAUUGGUCGCCCGUCGCCGACCUGUGUAACGUCUGCGGCGUCGACUACGAUUUCGUCGGCAAGAUGGAGACGGUGGCCGACGACGCGCGCUUCGUGCUCGCGGUGCACGGACUCGCCGACGUCGUGGUGUACCCUGAGCGGCGGGACACGGGGUACGAGGCUGCAGAGGAGACUGCGGGCGAGCUGAGGCGCGAGUAUCAGGGUAUACCGGCGCGAGAUCUCGCGAAGAUCGUCGCCAUGUUUGCCAAAGAUUUCGACGUGUUCAAUUAUUCCUUGUUCGAUCAUUAUGUAUAGUAGACGGCGGCGAGGGAGUGACAGAGAGAGAGAGAGGGAGAGAGAGAGAGAGAGAGAGAGAGAGAGAGAGA